AUGUAUCUUAAAACGAAUCUACAAGCUCCCUUACUAAUAUCUCACAUCACACGCCAUCAUUUAUUUUUUAGUAAAUCUCAAUUUUUUCUUGGUUUUUAUUCUACAAAGUCAUUACCUCAAAAGCCACAAAUGGCAACUCGUCCUGAACUGUUUACUCAGCAAAUAAUUUUAUCAAAUGGAGCUACUUACACAAUGCGUACAACUUCUCCAAAAUCUAUAAUUAAAUUAAUUAAAGAUACUCGCAAUCAUCCACUUUGGAACCCUACGACACAAUCCGAUUCUUUGGAUGAUGAAAGUGGUCAAUUGUCGAAAUUUACUAAAAAAUUCGGAAACGAAGUGUACGAUUUGGAUUUGAUGUUAGCAGAUGAGCCCUUAUCUAUGAGCUUUAAUGAAGAUGUGGACGAAAAAAAUAAAAAAAAAUGA
This is a messenger RNA of Cetraspora pellucida, 423 nucleotides long. The record is from the annotation of a GenBank genome assembly. NCBI's taxonomy places the organism in Eukaryota, Fungi, Glomeromycota, Glomeromycetes, Diversisporales, Gigasporaceae.